UGCUGUCCCCACCACUUCCACGACUAAAUCUGCAGUCCCUACCACUUCCACGACUAUGUCUGCUGUUCCCACCACUUCCACGAGUACUGCUCCAGUUCCCAUCAUCUCAACAACUACUUCUGCAGUCCCCAGCACUUCCACGACUACUUCUCCAGUUUCCAUCAUCUCCACAACUACGUCUGCAGUCCCUACCUCUUCCACGACUACGUCAGCUGUUUCCACCACUUCCACGACUACUUCUCCAGUUCCCAUCAUCUCCAUGAGUACAUCUACAGUCCCCACCAGUUCCACAACUACGUCUGCUGUCUCCACCACCUCGACGACUAAAUCUGCAGUCCCCAACACUUCAAUGACUACUUCUCCAAUUCCCAUCAUCUCCACAACUACGUCUGCUGUCCCCACCACUUCCACAACUACUUCUCCGGUUCCCAUCAUCUCCAUGAGUACAUCUACAGUCCCCACCACUUCCACAACUACGUCUGCGGUCCCCAACACUUCCACGACUACUUCCCCCAUUCUGAUCAUCUCGACAACUACUUCUGCAGUCCCUACAACUUCCACGACUACGUCUGCUGUUCCCACCACCUCCACGACUAUUGCUCCAGUUACCAUCAUCUCAACGACUGCUUCUGCAGUCCCUAGCACUUCCAAGACUACUUCUCCAAUUCCCAUCAUCUCCACAACUACGUCUGCUGUCCCCACCACUUCCUCGACUACUUCUCCAGUUCCCAUCAUCUCCACAACUACGUCUGCUGUCCCCACCACAUCCACAACUACGUCUGCGGUCCCCAACACUUCCACGAGUACAUCUACAGAACCCACCAAUUCCACAACUACUUCAACAGUCCCCACCAUUUUCACAACUACGUCUGCUGUCCCCACCACUUCCACGACUAAAUCUGCAGUCCCUACCACUUCUACGACUACGUCUGCUGUUCCCACCACUUCCACGACUACUUCUCCAGUUCCCAUCAUCUCAGCGACUACUUCUGCAGUCCCCACCACUUCCACGACUACUUCUGCAGUUCCCAUCAUCUCUACGACUCCUUCUGAAGUCCCGUCCACUUCCACAAUUACUUCUGCAGUCCCCACCACUUCCACGAGUACAUCUACAGAACCCACCACUUCCACAACUACUUCAACAGUCCCCACCACUUUCACAACUACGUCUGCUGUCCCCACCACUUCCACGACUAAAUCUGCAGUCCCUACCACUUCCACGACUAUGUCUGCUGUUUCCACCACUUCCACGAGUACUGCUCCAGUUCCAUCAUCUCAACGAGUACUUCUGCAUCCCUACCACUUCCACGACUACAUCUGCAGUCCCCACUACUUCCACAACUACUUCUCCCGUUUCGAUCAUCUCCACAACCACGUCUGCAGUCCCCACCACUUCCACGAGUACAUCUACAUUCUCCACCACUUCUUCGACUACGUCUGCAUUCCCCCCACUUCCACGACUACUUCUGCGGUCCCCACCACCUCCACGACUACGUCUGCAUUCCCUACCACUUCCACGACUACUUCUGCUGUCCCCACGACUUCCACUACUACUUCUGCAGUCCCCACGACUUCCACAACCACAUCUGCAGUUCCCUCCCCCUCCACGACCACGUCUGCAGUCACCAGUCCUACCAGCUUUAAAACCACUGCAGAGCUUUGCUACAACGGAGGUUUCCAUGACGGAAUUAAGUGCAUUUGUCGUGACAACUUAUUCUAUGGGCCCAAGUGUGAAUUCCCUGUACCAGACGUCACUGUGCCAGAGGUAAAGGUCCCAGUGACAGUUGAAGCCCAAGUGAGGAUCUCCAACAGGGUCUACACAGAGGAGCUCGAGGAUACCAGCUCAGCAGGUUACAAAGCCCUCGAGAAGAACUUUAAGGAAGAGAUGGACAUCAUUUAUAAGGACGUCCCUGGCUAUCGUGAGACGGUGAUCCUGAGCCUGCGGCCCGGCAGCAUCGUUGUGGACCACCAAGUCAUCGUUGACACCAGUAUGAGCAAUAACCUGAACCUCAUCGAAGUGACUGUCCACAAUGUGACGGAGGCCGUGCGAGAGCAGCUGCAGAUCGCAAACGCCACCGAGAAGAACUGCACACAGCAGCUUUGCUUCACUGCUCCGCCAAACCCAGUCCUCAACUCAAGCUCCACCUUUUCGGCAGAAGAGUAUUGCAAAACUAUGGUUGACCCUCAAUGGGCAGACUUCUAUUACCCCCAAGUGGUGGGGGGUGCCUUGAGCUGCAUCACCGACUGCAGCAAGGACAGUCCGGCCUCCAUCCACUGCAAUCAUGGAGUUUGCCACAUCACAGGAGGAGGCCCCCAGUGCAACUGCAAUGAUUUGGACACCUUUUGGUACCUGGACCAUCGCUGCCAGUCACGCGUCCAGAAGUCAGAGGUGGGCCUGGGGCUGGGGCUGGCCGCCUUAGCAGCCAUCAGCAUCCUCCUGGCCGUCUUCCUCUUCAGGGCGAAGCGGAAGAAGUCCCAAUCUAAUUGGGCUGAUGACGCCGAGGCCUGGUACGAGGAGGGGGACGAAUGGAUGCCCUCUGGAGCUCUGAGCUUCCGGAACGAAGACACGGACUUGUGGGGCGGACGUCAGAGCAGCAGCGAGGUUUUCAGGCCAUCGCUGGGUGCAGUGGACUCCUCCAUCAAGGUGCAGUUCCAGAAGCCGAGGGUAGCGAGCAACUAAGGGCCCUGCCAUGGGACCCACUCUGGAAAUUUCCCUUUAGCGGCAAAAGUCCCACACACGCUAUGGGCAGAAGGAAAUAGGGCGAAGGGGCACGGAUGGCGCCGCCCUCUCCAAACCUUGCUAGAUUCCUUUGGGACCUGUUUCCUGAAGGAACUUCACCUGUCCUGUAAAAAGCAAAAUGGACCAACAAUGUAUUAGAAAUAGUUCACUAGAAAGCUAAAAAUGAAAAAUGAGGAAUAAGAUGCCUAAAAUUACUGAUAUCAAAGAACCUGAAAAAACCCUUUUUAAAAAAGUAUCGCCGUACCUUGCACCUUGGAAAUCCACGUGACCUCAGAGCUCUUUGGAAUUGGGUCUUGCCUGUGGAGCCUGCUGAGGAAUUCAGCACUGGGAUGUUGGAGGAGGACCCGGAAAAGUCCUGAAUGAGACGCAGUUCUAGUCCUUUGGAAAGAAAAGGGCCGCAAGACUUCUGGUUCCUGGGCCGUGCCUAGGAUGGCCCGACUCCCUCCUUCUUGCUUUGUAAGGUUUCUGCCAUUGUGUAGUUAUUUAUUGUGUAUUGUUUAAAUAUGUAUUUUAGUAAUUUAUUAGAGAAAAAUAAAGGAUACUGUAAU
Eublepharis macularius is the source of this 3288-nucleotide messenger RNA. It is a transcript of the gene MUC12, whose product is annotated as mucin 12, cell surface associated. The coding region runs from base 56 to 2680 and encodes 874 amino acids. The record is from RefSeq and is a predicted model, not a curated record. NCBI's taxonomy places the organism in Eukaryota, Metazoa, Chordata, Lepidosauria, Squamata, Eublepharidae. The transcript has 14 exons.